AUGAAUGGGGAGGACUGCCUGGCUUCGUAUGAGAGUAACCUUACUAUAUCUGACUUCUCUCAGGCUCCCCGCAAGCAGAAGAAGACCCGUAAGCUGCGUGGUCACGUGAGCCACGGUCACGGUCGUAUUGGCAAACAUCGUAAGCAUCCCGGCGGAAGGGGAAACGCUGGUGGACAGCAUCAUCAUAGGAUCAACUACGACAAAUACCAUCCUGGCUACUUUGGCAAAGUUGGUAUGAGACACUUUCACUUGACCAAACAGAAAUACUACAAACCAGCCAUCAAUCUGGACAAACUAUGGAGCCUGGUUAGUGAGCAGACUAGACUGCAGUACGCAGACAAGACAGACAAAGCACCGGUCAUUGAUGCUGUUCGAGCAGGUUAUUACAAGAUACUUGGUAAGGGAGUUCUUCCCAAGCAACCUGUCAUCGUCAAGGCCAAGUUCUUCUCCCGACUAGCUGAGGAAAAGAUCAAGAAGGUCGGAGGAUGCUGCGUUCUUGUUGCCUAAAUGGACACUUGAUUGUCUCACAGACUCUUUCAAAUUUACUUGAAAUACAUCAGAUAUUCUUGAAAUAUUUCAAAUAUAUUUCUUGAUGUCCCACACUAAAACAGACUGUUUAUAUUCUAAGUUACACCAUAACUUCUAUUGAUCUCCGCCAAAUACAACCGUGAUGCAUGGUAGUACAUCAUGUACUACAAUGAUACAAUAAUGCGGGCUGGAAGCCUAAAUAAAGCCGUCAUAUUCACUGGUA
This is a messenger RNA of Lytechinus pictus (painted urchin), 751 nucleotides long. Its product is annotated as large ribosomal subunit protein uL15-like. Gene Ontology annotation, biological process: translation. Lineage: Eukaryota; Metazoa; Echinodermata; Echinoidea; Temnopleuroida; Toxopneustidae. The transcript is spliced from 4 exons. Gene Ontology annotation, molecular function: structural constituent of ribosome. The record is from RefSeq and is a predicted model, not a curated record. Gene Ontology annotation, cellular component: ribosome; cytosolic large ribosomal subunit. Bases 1 to 507 code for a protein of 168 amino acids.